This is a messenger RNA of Geodia barretti, 525 nucleotides long. The record is from the annotation of a GenBank genome assembly. Lineage: Eukaryota; Metazoa; Porifera; Demospongiae; Tetractinellida; Geodiidae.
AUGCCAAGAGUAGCGUUGGAUCUAGAGCAAAAAGCUGACCUGACCGUCAUCAAGUCGGACGGUUGGCGCAUCGCCCAGGGGCUGGAACCAGGCGAACCCAAUCAGGGCCUGGUCGCUGAGAUGCUGGGAAGCAAUGCCCGCCUGCCCGACUAUGAUGAUUCGUCGUGGGAGAGCAGCGCGGAUUUCCAGAAACGGUACUCAGUGGGAUUCACCUUCGCUUGGUAUCGCUUGCGAUUCACCAUGCCGGAUACAGUGAAAGGACAGGACGUAACCCAAUGCCGGGUGUGGUUCGAGACUAACGUGGACAACUACGGCGAGGUGUUCAUCGACGGCCAGAUCGACCGUAACAUCGGCGCGGUAACCGGCAACAACACGCCCAAACGGGUAUUGGUAGAAGAGCCAGGUCAACCGGGCCAGGAGCAUGUUAUCGCGGUGCUGGUCGCCAACGCCCCGCUGGGCGAACCGGUGGGCGCCAUCUUCAUGCGCCACGCCACGCUGGCUUUUGAAUCACAGCCACCGCGCUAA